Molecule: messenger RNA, 882 nt
Organism: Parasteatoda tepidariorum (common house spider)
Lineage: Eukaryota; Metazoa; Arthropoda; Arachnida; Araneae; Theridiidae
Source: RefSeq, a predicted model, not a curated record
AUGGUGGCAAUGCGUUCAGCACUGCUCAUCGACAGCCCUUACUUCACAGCCAAACUUGUACCCAUCGUUUUGAAGCUGGCAUAUGAGGAUGGUAGUGAAUUCGAAGAUGAAUUCGAUUUGGAUGAUAUUGAAUUGGAUGAAAUUGAUUUUGAUGAGGAAUAUAUGAUGGAGUUAAGAGCUGAGGUGCCAUCAUCUGAUGAUGAUGGAGUUGAGAAUGAUGAUGAGGUAGGGGAUGAUGAUGAUGAGGGGGAUGAAGUUGUGAAUGAGGUUAAGGAUGAGUUUAAUGAUGAUGAGGGAGAUGAAGUUGAGGAGCUGAAUAGAUGCAUUAAAUUAUUUUUGCAUCUAAGAAUACUGACAUUGGCGCAUUUUGAUAUCACCACAUAUGAGGAUGGUACCGAAUUCGAAGACGAAUUCGAUUUGGAUGAUAUUGAAUUGGAUGAGAUUGAUUUGAGAGAAGGGGAUGAUGAAUAUAUGAUGGAGUUAAGAGCUGAAGUGCCAUCAUCUGAUGAUGAUGAAGUUGAGGAUGAUGAUGUUGGGGAUGAUGAUGAGGGUGAUGAUGUUGGUUAUGAGGUUAAGGAUGAGUUUAAUGUUGAUGAUGAGGGUGAUGGAGUAGAGGAGCUGAAUAGUGAGGAAUUGUUCCUAUUCAGCGAUGUAAAGAUAGCCAAACUCUAUAAGAUGGAUUUGGUGCACGAUAAGGACUCAAUCGAGUAUGGCAUUGAGGACGAUAGAUUAAAAAGUCAUGAUGGUCCCUUAAGGGACGAAAUAGAUUUUUGGCAACGAAGUGAUAUUGAACUUACCAUCAAUGAACAAUCUGAACAAGAAGAGAAAGGAUGCUUUCAUUGCUUCACUCGAAUCUUCAGGAGAUUGUUCAAGAGAAAGUAA